GUGUGUGCACGAGUAUUUGUUGUUGCACUAUUACGCAACUGAAAGUUGAAAUCGGUUGGUUGCUUACUAUUUAAUAAUAUGGUAGCUGUUGAAUUGUUAUUUUCCACCGGGAUAGACACAUCAUUCACAUUUCACAUGCGUUUAAAGGACCAAAAGGACACUGCAGAAUUGGUUUCCUGCACGCAGCAGCCGACACGGAGCAUUUUCACUAAAGCACCCUUUGUCAUUUGUGACAGUACAUGUGAUUUGUAAUUUCAUCUGCAUUGUACAUGUUUGGUGUUUUGGUUGUGCAAACUGAAUGGAAUUAUUAUAAUCUGGACGUCGGCAGCGUGAAGCUAGCGCCUGUUACUGAUUCCAGAGUUCCGGUUCCGUAAAAUACUUGUGCUUUUGUCACCCUGCGAAAAUGCCCAAGAAAACCAGCAUUGAAAUUACUACUACCGAGGCGCCUGUGGAAAAGAGGGAUGCCGAAGGCUUUCACGACAACACGGUUUCCACGCGUACGGGUGAUGCGAAUACCCCCGAGCGUGGACAAUGGGGCAAUAAAGCUGAAUUCGUGCUGUCCUGUAUCAGUUUAUCCGUCGGUCUGGGAAACGUCUGGCGAUUUCCAUAUUUAGCGUACGCUAACGGAGGAGGAGCAUUUUUGAUUCCGUAUAUUUGUGUGCUAUUUUUGGUUGGAAAGCCGAUGUAUUUUAUGGAAAUUGCUCUUGGUCAGCAUGAGGCAACUGGACCUGUAAAGGUGUGGAAACGUAUCGUUCCUCUGGCAAAAGGGAUUGGCGCGGCUCAGGUUGUGGUCUGCAUGUGCGUUGCUAUAUUUUACGUUAUUAUCAUGUCCUGGACAAUGUUCUACUUCUGGGCAACACUGAUUUCUGCCUUUCGCAACGAAGCCGUCCCGUGGAUACAUUUCUGUAAAAGUGACUGGGCUCACAAAGAAACCUGUGUUCCGCCGGGCAGCGUGGCGGGCGGUGAGCAGUGGAUACACGAUUUCGAUAAUCCCAAUGUCUUACAUCCUAUUAUCCCCUUUCCGGUGGAGAAAAACCUGAAAUAUUCUUCGGCCAGUCAGCAGUAUUUUGAUCGCUACGUGCUAGUCAAAUAUGAUCAGGGAAGUCCUGAUCCACAUGGUCUCGAAAAUCUGGGGUCCAUCAGUCUGGAGCUGCUGGGAUGUCUGGCACUGUCGUGGAUUAUCGUUUUUUUCUCUUUGGUCAAGGGAGUGAAAAGUUCUGGAAAAGUCGUUUAUGUGACAUCCACUCUGCCUUUCAUUGUGUUGAUCAUUCUACUUGGCAAUGGUGCCGCUCAGGACGGUGCCGUUGAUGGCAUUCUUUACUUCAUCGUGCCAAAGUUUGACAAAUUACUGAACAUCCAGACAUGGAAAGCUGCCGCGGAGCAGAUGUUCUUUUCUCUUUCCGUUGCUUUUGGAUCUUUAACCAUGUUAGGUUCCUACAAUAAGUUCAACAACAACUGUUACCAGGAUGGCUUGAUUGUAUCGGUGCUGGAUACGGUAACCAGCGUGACCUCCGGCUUGGCCAUGUUCUCCGUAUUGGGGUUCCUCGCUAACCAGCGCGGGGUUGGUAUUGAGCACGUCGUGGAUUCUGGACCAGGAUUAGCGUUUGUCACCUUUCCGGAAUCCUUGAACAAUAUGCAACCUCCACAUCUCUGGGCUAUCCUGUUCUUUGUCAUGUUGUACACUUUAGGUCUGGGCAGCGAGAUCGGGUUGCUGGAGAUGGCUUUCACAUUCUUAUGCGAUAAAUUUCCUUCCUUGCGAGAGAAAAAGCCUUUAGUGGUAGCCAUUGGCUGUACGAUUUGCUUCCUCAUCGGACUGGCGUUUAUCACACAGGGGGGAACGGAUCUUUUUGAUAUUUUCAAUGAAUACGCUGGUGGUAUCUCGGUUCUGUUUAUGGCGACUUUCGAAAUUAUUUGUGUAAUGUGGGUGUAUGGAUUAAAACGAUUCAUUUCGGAUUUGAAGGAGAUGAUGGGAAAAUCCGGCGACAUGAGCUAUUACUGGCGAACUGCUUGGUCUGUGUUGAGUCCCGUCACUCUUCUGUUUAUCCUAAUUGUAUCGCUCGUUCAAUAUCGGACACUGUAUGAGGCUACGAAUAAACGAUUGCCGGUAUGGGCGGAUGGGAUCGGCUGGACUUUAGCGGGAUUAGCUAUCAUCCAACUGCCUGUGUGGGCCAUUAUUGUCGUGUGGAAAAGCAAAGGUGACACCUUGGGAGAGAAAUUUAAGCAAAGCUUGUGGCCGGAUUACAUUAUGGAGCCUCAAAUGCCCGCGGAAGUCGUCCAGAUGGGAACUAUUCCUCGCGCGAAACUCAAGCCAACAUCAUCCGAUGGAAGUCUUAACGAUAAACCGCCCGCCUAUACCAAUCGCGCUUACGACAAGAGGGAAUAAUAAUUAGCAAUAAAUUCAUCUGGUCUUGUAAGAGCGUUUCAUAAUUACGAGACAAUUUCUGUUAACAAAAAUUAUUUUUGUGAUUUUUGCUUUUCCUGACCGGUGCUGAAAAUGGUCAGUAAUGGCCCCGUAAAAUAUAAUGUACAGCUGUGCAAUACGACUAAUAAUGGGUAUCCGUCU
Messenger RNA from Paramacrobiotus metropolitanus, 2563 nucleotides. RefSeq names its product sodium- and chloride-dependent glycine transporter 2-like. Lineage: Eukaryota; Metazoa; Tardigrada; Eutardigrada; Parachela; Macrobiotidae. Gene Ontology annotation, cellular component: membrane. Bases 404 to 2383 code for a protein of 659 amino acids. Gene Ontology annotation, biological process: sodium ion transmembrane transport. Gene Ontology annotation, molecular function: L-amino acid transmembrane transporter activity. The transcript is spliced from 19 exons. The record is from RefSeq and is a predicted model, not a curated record.